Epinephelus lanceolatus (giant grouper) is the source of this 1394-nucleotide messenger RNA. NCBI's taxonomy places the organism in Eukaryota, Metazoa, Chordata, Actinopteri, Perciformes, Serranidae. The record is from RefSeq and is a predicted model, not a curated record.
CCCUCUCAGAACAUGGGAACAAAACAGACUCACAUCAGUGCAGUCCAGCAGGCCAGCUUCCUGCUGAGAGCAGCUCUGCUCUCCGUCCUGCUGUGCGGCCCUCAGCACGUGUCCUCAGACUCAGACGAGGCCGUCCUGACUGAGUGGCAGAUCUGGAAGACCAGCCAUGGCGUCUCCUAUGAAGAGAUGGACGACAUGCAAAGGAGGGCCAUCUGGGAGCAGAACAAACAGAUGAUUGAAGACAACAAUCAAGGGUUCUUCAUGGGGAUGAGGCCGUUCACUAUGGCCAUGAAUAAAUAUGGAGACCUGACGAGACAAGAGUACCACGUUUUGCAAGGUGCCGUGAUCGACUCCCAAUUUGUGAAGAGAGGGAAGACCGUCUCGGCCAGGAGGCUGCGUAACAAUGCUAAGAAGUACGACACUUUGUUUGUGGACUACAGGAAAAAGGGUUAUGUCACUGAGGUGAAAGACCAGGGUUACUGUGGCUCGUGCUGGGCCUUCAGCACUACAGGAGCUAUUGAGGGACAAAUAUACAAGAGGACAGGUCAGCUUGUAUCUCUGAGUGAACAAAACCUGGUGGACUGCUCCAGAUCUUAUGGUACCUAUGGCUGCAAUGGUGCCUGGAUGGCCAACGCCUACGACUAUGUGAUCAGCAAUGGGCUGCAGUCGACCAGCACCUACCCAUACACCUCAGUGGACACCCAGCCCUGUUACUACGACAGCAGACUUGCAGUUGCACAUAUCAGAGACUACAGGUUCAUACCCAAAGGAGAUGAGCAGGCUCUGGCUGAUGCCGUGGCAACUAUCGGGCCAAUCACAGUAGCUGUUGAUGCAGAUCAUGCAAGCUUCUUGUUCUACAGCUCAGGAAUAUACGAUGAGCCCAACUGUAACCCGAACAAUCUGAGUCACGCGGUGCUGCUGGUUGGCUACGGCUCUGAGGGAGGCCAAGACUACUGGAUCAUCAAAAACAGGUCAGAGAACCCCUCCCUCCAUAUAAUAACAUGGGUUGAUUUUGUUGAACACUACAUUUCGAAUAUAAAUCAUAUGUACACGUUUCUUGUAUUUUCUUUUAAUAUGAAUCCCUGUUUUUGUUCUUGUUUUUUUUUUUUAGUUGGGGAAGCAGUUGGGGCGAAAGCGGCUACAUGCGAAUGAUCAGAGACGGCAGAAACACAUGUGGCAUUGCGAGCUACGCCUUGUACCCUGUCCUAUGAUUCUGAUCAGAUGCCUCAGUUGUGUUUUAAUGAUAAACUCACUGGAGUGUCGGAGGACCUCAAACAGCAUCAGACAUUACUGAUACAGCCCAUUUUAUCCAUAUUUUUGAACCUCCUAAUGAAAUUUAUGGAGGAUGGAAACUACCAAAAUAAAAAAAAAAAGAAAUGUAAUCAUCAAUAAAU